AGCACUCACAAUGGCCACCGAGUGAUGGGCAUCAUAUAGGUGUAAAACUUUGCCGAUUCCCUGCCCGCCCGGCCCCGUUAUGUCGACCUAAAAGUCGAGGACUGAAUUAGAAGGGUCGGAAAAUGGCACUGGAAACCGUUAUCAACGGCGACAAGCAGAAGGCAGGCAAGAAAAGGGGGCGCACACUCCGUUUCGACCUCGAUCUUGUCCCGCCAACCGAGGAAUCCACCAACGAGUUUUGCUACACGGAUUUGGUGGAAGGGGAGAGAGAGAAAGGGUGAGGGGCCAACAAAGCUCGGGGAAACGCUAGAGAAGGGCACAGACAACCAACUGGCGGUCUUGGCCCAGAGACUGGAGGAGAAAUACGGGGCGCCCAGUGUAAAAAAGAGGAAGAAGCAGCGAGUGUUCGAGUCGGACCUGAUUGACAGAGGAUAUGGCUACGAUACAAACGAUUCAUUUGUGGAUGACUCGGAGAUGUACGAGGACUUUGUUCCUCCACAAGUGGACACAAAGUUUGGUGGAUUUUACGUGAACGCUGGCGAUCUGGAAUUUCGAACAGUUUGGCAAACGGAGGCGGACGAGGACAUGGAUGUUCUGAUGAAGAAGAAGAGAAAGCCAAAGAUGAAGAAACAAUCCAGUCACCAUACCCCACAGUCUAUCCUUGCCAGCCAGAAGCUAAAGAAGGCCAAGCAGCACGUCGCGGCUCAGAAGGUCCCCAAACCAAAAGCCGGGAAAGUCCUCUUCAAAACGUCGUCCCUCGCCACCUCCUCCUCUUCCUCCCUCUUUGCAAAGUCGCCUCACAAGAAGUCGACUUUGGCAGCAGGCGCCGUGAAGAAGGAGAAGGGAGAGGGUCUGGUCCUGCACUCCCUAACACCCUCUCCUUCCCCGCUGGCUGGUGUCCUCCUCUCUGCAGAGGCUGGGCCAAGCUCGCACGCGGCUGUGAAACUCGAGUCUGGUGGAGACCAGGGAGGGAAGAGAGCCGGGGAGGGUCCAGAGGUUCCCAAACCACCACCUGUUCUCCCCGAGGACCUCCCGGAGGACAUCUCCACCUCCAUUAGACUGUUUCAAGAGUCUGUAGCCAGAGACCAGGCCAGUACUCCUGAAGGGAAGAUAUCCAACAAGACUCGUGGCAGCUACGAUGAGCAGCUAACCGAACUCGAGCUGGCGUGCCGGAAGCUACCGGUAAAGAAAAGGAUCGCUGUGCUGGAGUUUGUAUCGUACAAACUGGGAGUGUCCAGAGCCACUACUAUAAAGAGGGUCCGUCAAGUCAUGAAAAAAAGAGAGGAGGAGGCCUUGGCCCAGCCAUUGCAGAAGUUGAAGGGCGGUAAGCACUAUAAAUAUUACCACCACAUGAAAUGCAGAGAAAUGUCCGUGCUUUGGGGAUAAACUCACAUUAAGUGUAUGGCUACUGCUUUUCAUACAUGUGUGCUUGACACAUUAUGAUGUAGAAUUUCACAUACACAAAGAGGUUACAUACAGCUCCAGCCGUGUGUGUAUAACUGGUAUGAUACUGGAGCUCCAAUGUUACAACACACUGUGUGUGUACAUGUUAUAAACUCGUGGUGCCAGAGAGAGAAGUUGCGGUAUGCUCUGCUGAUGAGGGCCAACAAGCCCGAAACAGCUGUCCAGAGCUCCAAAUCUUUUUUCUCUUGGCGUCACAUGGUCUAAUACCUUCAUGUACAUGUACUGUGUGUAUAGCUGUGGAUGUCAGUAUGGCAGAGCAGCUCCAACAGUACGAGGUGGAGCUGAAGACCAGAGCCGUGUCACUCUCUGCAGCCGGAGGAGACAAGAUGACUGUGACGCCAAUGGAAGUGGAUGAUGAAGUCACUGUUGAUGAAGUUUUUGAAGAGUCGUCAAAUGCGGCCUCAGAGAUGAAAGAAGCAGCAGCAAAAGCAAAGCGAGCACCUCGGAAGAAGUACAAGUGGACAGAGGAGACUAGGCACCUAUUGUGUGAGGUGGUGAAGGUCAAAGUUGAGAGUGAAGAGUUGAUGAGAGGCAGAGUCAAUGGAGAAGAAGUUCUUAUGGAGUUUCUGGAUACAAAGGUCAAGCCAAUCUGGCCAAAGGGAUGGAUGCAGAAGAGUAUUCUCUACAAGACGACAGAGUUGGUCCACAGACACUUCACAAAUCCACAGUCGAAGAAAUCUGGUGUGACUGGAACAAAAAAGCCAGACAAGGAGAAGACGACGGAACCGAAGAAACCCGGCACACCUUCGUCUCAAACUGCCGCGAAAAAACUCGCGGAAUCGAGAGAAGACUCGCCUCGCCUCUCCCAGCUGUCUCCAGCAACCAGUCGCUCAAACUCACCCAAGUCGAGGGAGAGCCCGGAGAGCAUUCAGUGGUCUGUCAGGAGUGGUAACACAAGCUUGGGGUCCCCCAUCACCAUCGUCAGAACGACUCCCACCUCGGUCUUUGGCUCUGGGGGCAGUGGGGCAGGCGGUAGUGAAAUGACUAGUGGUGCGAUGGGUGUUCAGAUAACUCCACGCAUGGCGCAGCUCCUCUCGACUGUCGCCAGUUCACAAUCACUCGUGAAAACUUCUAAAGCAACGUCCAGCCCCCCUGGUAAGGCCUUGUCUUCCACCGUAUCUCCCCCCGCCAAGAAAUCGGAUAGGUCCGCAGGGAAGAUUGCGUUACACACCGACGUCCAGGCUCUUCUGUCGCAGUUUCAGUCAUCGCAACUCCUCAAGUUUUCAGAGCUCAGCAGCACAACCUCAUCACCAACAUCUGCCGCCGCUACUGCCAGCACUCUGCAAGGUUCACCCAAAACCUCUCAACCUCCUCCUCCACAACUUCCCCAUUCCUCCCUGACUACCAGCAGUAGUAAGAGUGUCUCGUCAUCGAGAGCUAGUGGCACUGUCAGUAGUAGCAAACUCAAUAACCCCGGCAGCAAAAUUACGACGUCGCAGAUUCAGAUGAAGACCAUUGUGUCGCAGCUGAAACCAAAGGUAACGUCACGGGGGAAGCUAAACGCAGCUUCGUCGACGUCUGCACUGAAACAGCCAUCCCCACCCGUGCUGCAUUCCCUAGUCGCAACUUCUCAGGAGCCGGUUGCAUCCUUGAAUCAACAGAAACUGUCUUCUUCGUCUCUGUCCGUUUCACAGGCAAGAAACGCUGGCGUGGUUACAAGCGUAAAGAAGGUGUCUGUCGUGGCGUGUACUGGACCGACUAUCCAACUCCCCAAGAUUACCAGUGCUUUUUCAAUGGCUCCCAUGUCAGCCCACACGACCAAGUCAAAUCAGCUGGCACCAACUCUGAACCCUUUCCCUGUGCCAUUGUCUAGUAGUAAGCUGCAGGGACUCAAGAAAACCUCUCCUCCGAAGGGAGAUAGGGCUCCGAAGGGAGAUAGGGUGAGUGGAAGCCAAACUAAGCCACACCCACAAGCCACACCCACUGUUAGGAGGCCAGAGCAUUCCACCGUCAUCCAAAGGAGCCAGGUCCGGUCCACUUCCCCACUUGCAAAUUCUCGCCCUUCCUCCUCCUCCCCCCAGUCCCACCUGCCCCUGUCGGCCAUAGUUCACCACGUGUCUCCCUCCCUCCAAACCUCUUCUUCCCCCGCCUUCCUCCCUCCUCUCUCCACAACGACUGGCUCCAGUGGCGCCAGGCAAACAGCCGGUAACAAACUGCUAAUCUCCGCGUCCUCCCCCAUUGCUACACCAGAGGUGUCCCCCAUCACUGCGUUUCUUCUACCCCAGCAGCAGCCAACGUAUGCAGUUGUCACGAGUGUAUCGCCGCAGCUCCUAGCACAACAGAACGAAUCUACAGUCAGAGCUGUGACUGCAGAGUCUCAGUUUGCUGCAACGACCAUCCCCUUCUCGUCCUGUGCUUCCACGUUUAUACUCACAUCGCCCCUCUCUGGCGGCCAUUUUAGUCAUCAACACACCCCCAAAACAACACCUCUUCACACUCACCAGCAGCUUGUCCACCAUCACCAGACUCCGCCCCCUCGUUCUCUCACCAUCUCUCCGCCCACUGUCCCCGUGGCGGGGGCACAAGUCAUAGUGGGA
This is a messenger RNA of Geodia barretti, 4001 nucleotides long. The record is from the annotation of a GenBank genome assembly. Lineage: Eukaryota; Metazoa; Porifera; Demospongiae; Tetractinellida; Geodiidae.